AUGCUCGUUGUCCCGGAGCCAGCGACGAGAUCGGCGACGAGGAGGCGUCCCCGAGCUGCAGCUCCUUGCGUCCCCACUGAUCUCAUCGGAAGGGUCAGUGGAGCCACAGUGUCGCCGUUUGUGUCUUCUGGGGCCAGCGAGGCCGACAGCGAUGUAGUUAUGACGAGCUGGGAACCGGACCCCAAGAAGGCUCGACCAGUGGCGAAGCGGCCCUCAACAGAGGCGGAGGAGCGACCGACGGUGAGGCGGCGACAGACAGACGCCGAGGAGCGAGAAGCCGAUGAGAAGCGGGUCGCGGAGUGGCGGCGGCGGAUCGCGCUGGAGGCAGCGAAGGAGGCGCUGCGGCAGCGGCAGGUUUGGGAGGACGCGCAGGCGCUGGCGAAGAAGUUGAAGGCCACGCAGGAGGCGGAGCAGGCGGCCGAGGAAGCCAAGGAAAGGGCCCGGGGCGAUCGGCGGCAGCGGAACCGGCAGCGGCGAGCGCGGCGGGAGAGUCGGGCGGGCAGCGGAACCAGCAGUGGAACCAGCAACGCCGGGAGCGGCGGCAGCGGAGCCCACAGCGGAACCAGCAACGGCGAGCGCGGUGGCGGCAGCGGAGCCAGCAACGGCGAGCGCGGCGGCAGAGUCGUCGGCGGCAGCGGAGCCCAGAGCGGAACCAGCAACGGCGAGCGCGGCGGCAGAGUCGGCGGCGGUAGCGGAGCCAGCGACGGCGAGCGCGGCGGCAGCGGAACCAGCAGUGGAACCAGCAACGCCGGGCGCGGCGGCAGAGGCGGCGGCGGCGGCGAGGCGGCAGCCCACAGCGGAACCAGCAAAGGCGAAGGCGGCGGCAGAGUCGCGGCGGCGGCGGAGCCAGAGGCGAGCGCAGCGGCAAGUCGCCGCGGCAGCGGAGCCAGCGACGGCGAGCGCGGCGACGACGGCAGCGAACGCGGCAGCGGAGCCAGCCGCGAGCGCGGCGAGGAGAGUCACCUGAGCCAUGGGAGCGGGGUCCGUGGCGGUGGCCCGCGCCGGAAGCCAGGCGCGCAAAUCCAAGGCCGGAGCGGCAGUUGUCGUGUCCAGGAGGAGCGGGAGAGGCCGCGGGCGCCCAUGCAGCGCCAGGCGUCGUGGCCGCAGGCACAGCUAGGGGCGGAGGGCCCACGCUGGCGGCCCGUGAGACGGGAGGGUGGCCAGGGGGUGGAGUGCGUCCUGGCUCGAACGAGGUUCACCUCGAGGCGCAUCAAGCGGCGGGGAAUGACGGAGGGGUCCGGUACCGGGUAA
Molecule: messenger RNA, 1251 nt
Organism: Drosophila obscura
Lineage: Eukaryota; Metazoa; Arthropoda; Insecta; Diptera; Drosophilidae
Product: keratin, type I cytoskeletal 9-like
Exons: 2
Coding region: 1-1251 (416 amino acids)
Source: RefSeq, a predicted model, not a curated record